UUUAGUUUUGGAUAAAUUAGUUUAGUCUGCGCAUUUAAGAGACAACUUUUUCUCUAAUAGAAAAAAAGUUUUACAUGCAAACUGAAAUUUUCUUGAAAAUUAACUGGGCAAGAGUCCUAACAAGUAUCGGAUGGUAUGAAAAAAAAAUUAUAGUCUGAAACUUAAUAAAAAAAAACUUAACACAAACAGAAAACCCAAAAAUGCUAAAAUUACGUCAUAACUUUAGUUCCGCCAAAUCCGGUAAUAGGAAUGCUCAAAUAUAAAAUAGAAAUAUUAAAUGAUUUUUGUAUUUCGAUAUAUGCGCCAACUCUUAAACGACUGUAAAACUACCUUGCGGUUAUCUAAUUAAAUCCACCAAAUCCGAUAAUAAAAACAGCUCAAUUAAUAGAUUUAAAAAUCAUCUGAUUUUUGCAUUAUGAUAUGUGCGCCAACUGUACUCUAAAACCACUAAAACUUGGCCAUGCUUUCUCUCAUUCAAAUCGAUUAUACAACAAGGAACUGCAAACUAAAAUACAGCAAAGAACUACAAGUAAGUUUCAUCUCUAUCGUUUACAAGUUUACUUAUUUUAAUCAUCCAUUUAAAAAAUUAAUCUUAAUUCGGAACUAAUAAAGUUAUUAUGCUUUUGACACAAGAAUAAACAUUAAGAUUAUAUUUUAGAAAUGAGCAGCCAAAAUACAGAAGGCGACGAAGAAGUUUCAGAAUUUUUUAGAAAUGUUCAAGAGAUAAGUGAAAAAGAAUUAUCCUCAUCGGAAGUAAUGGACAAACUAAAAACCUUGGAAGAUUCAGUUGGUCUUAUAUUACAACAACUUAAAAAAUUAGAAAAAUCAAACGAAGCACCAACAGGAUCAAUAUCAACACCCCUGGCAAAUAUUUCAGAAGCACCAACGGGAUCUGCAUCAAAAGCACCAUUGGCAGUUGUGUCAGCAGCACCCCUGGCAAAUAUUUCAGAAGCACCAACAGGAUCUGCAUCAAAAGCACCAUUGGCAGUUGUGUCAGCACCCCUUGCAGUUAUUUCAGAAGCACCAUUGGCAUCAGUGUCAGGUAACAUGUUUUCACACUUAUGCAUUUAUAUGGGUGUUAUGUGUAUUUAA
Hydra vulgaris (swiftwater hydra) is the source of this 1092-nucleotide messenger RNA. RefSeq names its product larval cuticle protein F1-like. The record is from RefSeq and is a predicted model, not a curated record. NCBI's taxonomy places the organism in Eukaryota, Metazoa, Cnidaria, Hydrozoa, Anthoathecata, Hydridae.